GCCAAGGCAGUACAUACACAACCUCCGGAGAGAGAGGUCACACGCGAGCACAGUGCAAUCCUCUUGAGUGCAAUCGGAAAAAAAGCCUAUUUCCCGGAUUACUCUACAGUGAUAUAGUUUUUCCUUCUUGUUGUGUGUGGGAUUUCUAGUCAACCACAGGGAUUCUAUUAUAAUUUUUCUCCGCGAUAUAUCAUGUGUAAAAGGUCGUGAGUGGACGACGAUGCUGAGCGAAGGUCGCCGGGAGGGGCUUCGGCUGGCGCUGAAUCGGUCCCUCAGCGAGCCCGGGGAGGCCGGCGCCGCAGCCGCCGCCCGCUGCCCAGUCUCGCUGCCGCAGCUGAUGGCUCCGCAGGUGCUAAGCAUGCCCGCCUCCCCCUGCGGCGAGAGCGCCACCAUACAGCGCUCCAUCCUCCUGCGGCGCGCGCGCGCGCUGGAGCCGUCCGAGGUGGCCCGCCGCCUCACCAGGACCAAGCCGCGCAACUUCCUGCUGCUCGACCUCAGGACCUUCAUCAACUUCAACCUGCGCCACGUCCGCAGCGCCAUCAACCUCAACUGCUCCGACCGCUUCAACCGCAAGCGGCUGCAGCUGCGGCGCGCGUCCGUCGUGGACCUGGCGUCGCCCGCCAGCCGCGACGUGCUCAAGAAACGGUGCUACAAAGAGAUCAUCGUCUACGACGACUCCAGCGCCGACCUGGAGGCGCUGCCGCCGCACCACCCCGUCUACCUCGUCCUCACGGCGCUGCUCGAGGACAACAGAGAGCCGCUGCUCCUCAAGGGCGCGGCAGUCGGGCGAGCGCGUGCUGGUGCACUGCCAGGCCGGCGUGUCCCGCUCGCCCACCAUGGUCAUCGCGUACCUCAUGAAGCACACGCGCCGCACCAUGGUCGACUCGUACAAGUUCGUGAAGGCGCGGCGGCCCAUCAUCUCGCCCAACCUCAACUUCAUGGGCCAGCUGGUGGAGUGGGAGACCGCGCUGCAGGCCAACAAGACGGAGGCCGACUGCACCCCCUGCCACCAGUGCCAGUGGCAGCGGCAGGAGGCCAAGAAGGUUCCCAACGCCUGCCAGGUAUGACAGUCCUGCUGCCACGCCGCCGCCGCCGCCGCCGUCGCGCUGCAGGGGCCACAGGGAGCCUCCGUCGCGGGGCGGCUUCUGCGCGGCGCUCACCGAGGACGAGAGUGCGUGCCCGCCCUUCGGCAGGAGAGGCUGCUCGUGCGGCAGCCCCUGGAGGAGGGAGGGGGCGGCGGGGACGGGCGGCGAGAAGCACCCUCUCUCCUUUGCAGAGAGAGACGAUAGCGAGCUCGCUGCCUCCCCCGCGCUGCCCGUCGGCGCGGCCCGGCGCGGCAGCCCCGCCCCCCGCCCCCCGCCCAAGCCUGCAGGGGCACGGGCGGCCGCCGCGGGCGCAGCAGGACGCGGCGGAGGGGCCUGGGAUCAGCGAGGAGGAGGCGACGCCGUCGGCGGCGGUUUCGGGGCCGCAGUGGUGGGCGAGGACCCGGCUCUCGGGCCAGACAAUGUCCAAGUGAAAUCCUCGAAAAGACGCGAGUGCACGCCCGCGGCGGACUCAGCCGCGAAGCGCCCGCGCUCUGAACUCAGUGGGUCUUAGUCUGUACGUCAUUUAUAUAAUCAAAAUCAGGGUCCCGUGUGACGAGUGUUACCGCUUGUGCUAGGGGGAGAGGACCGCCGACGUGCCGGGCGGAGGGACCAGCGCAGCCCGGAGGCGGGCGCGGCCUCGCGAGGGCGGCCGCCUCGCUCCGAGCCGCGAGGCCAGGGACACGCGAGACGCAGAUCGCAGUGGUGGUGACCCUCGAUACUUCCAGCGCAUCGUUGUUUGAGAGAGAGGGAGAGAAAGAGAGAAAAAGAGAGAGAGAAAGAGAGUAUGCCCAUUGACCAACGACUUUUUAAAUAAUAACACUGAAGGUUGUGAAAAACUAAAGUCAGAAAACUUCUCUUGCUGUCUCAAGAAAAGGGUAAAACUAUGGACUAUUAGGAAGACCACGAAGGCGGCGCCAGACCCUUCGUGCGAGGAAUGGAACGCGUGCCAAGGAAGCGACGCAGACCGAGGUCCCAAGACGCCCUCGGUCUCCCGACGUCGCGGAAGGAGGAGAGGAGCGGAAGCCGGAGGAAGGAAACCCGGAGGAGGAGCGCGACUGCUGGGGGCGCAGGAGAGGCGUCCCCCUGAGAACAGGCAGCUGUUUCCGAACCGACUUGGGCAGUUCUCCGGACGAGGGAAGGACGGGGCAGUUAAGAUGAUAGUGCAGUAUUAGUACAGUAAAUGUGUACCUUUGCCUUAACUAGUUGGUUUAACACUAGUGAUUCGUUGUUAUAAAUGCUAGUUUUCCUGCAUCCCAUGUGUGCGUGAGGAGAGAAUACUGCAUUGCCUUAUCAGGAGCCUUUCACUGUUUCUGAAAAGUUAAAAUGUGAUAAGUCUCCUUCAUCAUUUCUCGCAAAACAAAACAAAAGAGGAAUCUUUUUCACACAAAGUUAUUCAUAGCUUAGGACGGAGGGUCGAGGAUUGCGUGCGCCGAGCCGUCUCUCUCGGGCACAGCAUCCCUUCCGAAGCAUCACCUUGGCCACAGUUCCGGGCCCCCGACGCGGUGCCACGCGGAGGACUGGCCACCGUGGCCCUCUGCGGCCCGAAACAUAUCCGCUCUUCAGCCGAGUCCUCCGCCGUGCCGCCGUCGGUCGCUCGGGACGCGGGUCCACAGUCUCUGAGGUUAUCACACAGGAAAGAGGAGGAGAAACAGUAAUGAUACCGAAAGACCAUUCCAACAGCUCACAAAGUUCACGUGAAUAUUACCACAGUUUAGCCAGGAGAAAAAACGACGGAGCAGCCCCCGAGGACGGCCCGGCGCCUCGUCCUCUGGGGGCGCCGGGCGGGGGAGGCGUCGGCCAGUCGCCUGCCGCCCGUGACCUCGCCUCGCCCACGCCGCGGCGGAUCGAGGGCUCGGCUUUGCCUGCGACCAGCCACUGCAUACUAUGUACAUAUACAUGUGUAUAUGUUAGUAUGUGUAUAUAUAUAUAUAUAUAUAUAUAUAUAUAUAUAUAUAUAUAUAUAUAUAUAUAUAUAUAUAUAUAUAUAUAUAUAAAAGUAUGCACGUACCCCAUAUCAAAGCAGGAUGGCAAACGUGUAAAUGUAGAAGUAAUGAUAACAAAAAAAAAGAAAAUAAAACGAAAAAAAGAAUUGGUGUGUUUGGCGAGGGACUUGUACUUACGAAGCCUUCACUCUUCAGGGCGAUUUCCAAGAGUCUGCUAAGUUUUCAUGUCGUGAGUUUGUCGGUGGCGAGUGGACGUUUGAGUAGAGCAUUUCUGUGACAAAAAAGGUCAAAUGAUAUAUAUAUAUAUAUGAAAUGCGUUCGAAAAAAAAAUAAUUGGGUGUAUUGUGAGGAAGUAAAGAGUUUGUUUGUUUGUUUUUGUCUAGUGUUCGAGCGGUUAGGAUGAAAAUCAUUAUUUAUUUUUCUUCCCUCGUCCCAUAUUUUUUAAAAGAAGUUCAUCCCUUUUCUUAUUUUUUGGGGAGAAAGUCAUUUUCUCUCAAUCAAAUAGUCCUCAUGUGAACACUUAUGUACAUUAAUGAAUAACUUCAAAUAUAGAUUUAUUUAUUACACAUAUAAAUAGCAGACUUGUAGUACAAAAAGUCAACAUCAUUUAUUUUCUUUUGUAUUCCCCCGUUUUGUACUUGUUUUUUUCUUUUUUUUAUUUGUUUUUUUGUACCAUGUUAACGUUUCAUUUCCGGGUGCCACUUGUAUUGACGCCCCCCCUCCCCCUCCCCCUCCCCUCCCGCCUUCUCUCGCGUGGCCAGAGGUCGCGCCCGCAGCCGGGGGCGCGGCGACCCCGGAGCUCUCUCUAGCGCGGGCUCCGGCUGGGCAUAUUUCGCAGACCCGGGCAUUUAGACGCGUCGCUGUGCCCCCCAAUAAAAGGGGAGACUAUGAUAACAGUAAGGAAGGAAGGGACAGUGUUGCCAGCGAGAAGAAAUACCUCUGGUCGUGCGAGCGGGUUUUUCAUUGGAAGGAGGGUGUGGUAAGAGGGAAGAGGGGGGGAGGGAGGGAGGGGGGACCACCUCCUCCACCCCCCGGGUCGCCCCCAACCCCCCAACCCCUGCGAAUAUGAUGGGGUUGCCUGAAGGGUAAAUUAAAAAGAAUUUCGUAGGUUUAUGUGUUUUAUAUUUAUAUAUGUAUACAUACAUAUAUAUAUAUAUAUAUAUAUAUAUAUAUAUAUAUAUAUAUAUAUAUUCGGAAAACGAAAAAAAUCUAGUCUCAUUAAAAUUAGGGUUUACUUUAUUUCCCGUGUAUUUUUCUUGUAAUUUUAAUUAUGUAUGAUUUUUUUUUCUCUCUCUCUUUUUUUCUUAUCCAGCAAAAUGUAUUUAUUGUACAUGGUUUAGUGCAAAUCAUGACUUUGUAUUUAUUAUCUAGAAACUACUAAGAGGGUUUUAUAUAUCUGCCCUUUCAAAGAAAAAGAUUUUAAAAUAAAUGUUCAAAUAUA
Messenger RNA from Penaeus monodon (black tiger shrimp), 4469 nucleotides. Its product is annotated as dual specificity protein phosphatase 10-like. NCBI's taxonomy places the organism in Eukaryota, Metazoa, Arthropoda, Malacostraca, Decapoda, Penaeidae. The record is from RefSeq and is a predicted model, not a curated record. Gene Ontology annotation, molecular function: protein tyrosine/threonine phosphatase activity; MAP kinase tyrosine/serine/threonine phosphatase activity. Gene Ontology annotation, cellular component: cytosol; cytoplasm. Gene Ontology annotation, biological process: negative regulation of MAPK cascade; protein dephosphorylation.